GAAGGAGAUGGAGGCAGGGGAUGAGGGGAGAGGGGCAGUUGAGUCUGAAGGAGUGAAGGAGAUGGAGGCAGGGGAUGAGGGGAGAGGGGCAGUUGAGUCUGAAGGAGUGAAGGAGAUGGAGGCAGGAGAUGAGGGGAGAGGGGCAGUAGAGCCUGAAGGAGUGAAGGAGAUGGAGACAGGGGAUGAGACUCUACUAGACACUACUCCACUGGCUCCACUCCAGAUCACCUGCCUAGAGAAGCAGGUGGUGAUGCUGCAGGCUGAACUGCAGUCUCUCUCUGAGGAGAACCAGAGGCAGGCUGAGGAGCUGACAGUGUGGAGGCUAAUGGCCCAGCCCCUCUGUCUAGACCCAGAGGACCUCACCUCUGCUACCCUCAGCCCUGGCCACAACACUGCUACCCUCAGCCCUGGCCACAACACUGCUACCCUCAGCCCUGGCCACAACACUGCUGCCCUCAGCCCUGGCCACAACACUGCUGCCCUCAGCCCUGGCCACAACACUGCUGCCCUCAGCCCUGGCCACAACACUGCUACCCUCAGCCCUGGACACAACACUGCUACCCUCAGCCCUGGACACAACACUACUACCCUCAGCCCUGGCCAACACAGCAGUGUGAUGGUGAUCAGAGAGGAUGAGCUGCUUCUCUCCUGUACCUCCAGUAGACUGUAUGGGAGGACCCUGGCCUCAAGACUGCAUCACUGCAAUUCUCCUGAAGCAAAGAGUCUCCAAAACCCAUCCAGAAAGAACAAAUCUACACAUCUCCAAGAGACGGAAAAACAGACCAAUGAACAUGGGGAAGAUGGUGAAGAAGCAGACAUCACCAAAGAUGUUUACCAAAUCUCAGAGCUCCAGACCAAGGCAACAGCGCACACUAACCAAGAUGAUUCAGAAAACAAGACCAAUCCAAAUACUCCCAGAGCAACAGAUGAGACCCAGGCCAAAGAAAUAGUCUCAAGGCACAAUCUAGACGUCAUAGAACUAGAUAAGAAAGAGUUCCCCACUCUAUCUCUCGCUGAGGCUCAAUCCACUGAAGCACAGUCCUCUGAAAUCAACCAUUCCAGUCACCAUCAAGAGGUACCAAUCUCCACUGGUGUUGAGAAUAAAAGUCACUCCUCGGUCUGUAGAAAAGUCACCACUACAUCAGAGUGGCGAACUGAGAGAACGAUGGUGGAGACCAAGGUUCUGAGUUCAAAGGUCAUACCAGCAGGAUGGACAGGUCAAGAGAGAUUGAGCUCUGUAGAUGUGAGUAGUACCAGUUCUCAGACAGAGGAGGGGAGAGAAACAGGCACCCUACCAGAAACACACCACGUAUACACACAGACGGAGGAGGAGGAGAAUGAUGAAGAACCCACAGAAUCACCCCCUGUGUCACCAGUCCAGAUGUCUGAGGCCGAGGGGGACAGGAUGUUGUUUUCUGGGUCCUUCCCGAUCCCUGCUGACCCAGCCCGUCUUGCGGAGCGGAUCCGUCGUAACCGGACUCAGAUGUCUGCAGCAUACGAUGAUACGGAAUACGAACCCUACGGCCUGCCUGAGGUGGUCAUGAAAGGUUUUGCUGACAUUCCCAGUGGUCUAGGCUGUCCGUACAUUGUGAGGAGGGGGCUCCUGGGUACUGCUGCUAUGCCCCGCCCCCAGAGAGAUCCCGGCCAGAGGGAGGGGGGGCAGGAGGACCCUGAUUAACCCCCAACAGUGUUUGUACAGAUCCACUGGAAGACCGUCGGAGGAGGAGUUAAUUUCACUGGACCUGCUGUGUACUGACCCCCACCUCCUGCCCUGAUGUACUGACCCGAAUAAAACCUGUUUCAUCUCUUGUGUACUGAAACACCUGAAGAGGGACAACUGUCCCCUGCUGACGUUUAAGACAAGACCUUUCAUUGAGUUAUACAGAGGCUCAUUGGUUUCUAUGCACCUACUACAGUACUGUUCUUUACAAAUCUACUGGUUCAGAUUUCCUUGUUGUGGUUCAAAUGAGAAAUGGUGCCUUGUUUUUAUUUAAUUUUUAUAAGCUACUUUAGGCCAUGGUCCAUUGCCUGUUGUGAAAACUUGAAUUUUAAUUUGAAUAGUCUUAUUUAUAGACUGUUGAAUGUUUUAGUGUGUGUGUUCAUAUUGGUUUUUAUAAGCAGUGGGUGUACAUUUGAGGGAGCGUGUGUGUCGGUUUGUACAAAACUGUACACGGAUGAGUACGUACUGCAUGUGUAGGAUGAUGUCUGGUCGUUAUGUUUUCUCAAUAUUAGCCUGUGCCUGUGUAUGACUCAACCUAACCUGAGCGUGUUUCCUCUCCUUGUAUGGUGAUCCACUGGGGAGCGCUCCUUCUCUUCCCCUCCCUCGUCCCCUCUUUCUGUUCUUUCCCUAUUCAUUUCUCUCUUUCUUUACACGCAAACCUUUUUAAAAAUGGCACCCUCUGUGCUCUUGAAUUUACACAAGUGCUAAACACAUGAGUGAGGUAGUUUAUUUGUAUUUUUUUAGAUACACUAUUUAAAUUGUGCAGGUUUUAGUCUGCUUUUUUGGACUUUUUUAGUUUUUCCUAGAUUUAAUAUAUUACAUUUUUGGGGGGAUAGAUUUUUCGUGCACGUUAGUGAUUGUGCCUUAGUUUUCUAGAUUUUCAGUUGCAUCAAUAAACUGCCCUGGUUUGAAACAAUAUUCACUUAAGAGAUUGUAUAUCAAAUGAAUUUAUAGCAUCUUAAAUGUAAUCUUGGUACUGCCACCCUCAUUGGUGUGCUUUGAGGAAGUGUGUGUGCUUGUAUACAAAACAUGAACUCUUUCCAUGACAGACUGACCAGGUGAAAGCUAUGAUCCAUUAUUGAUGUCUCUUGUUAUAUCCACUUCAAUCAGCGUAGAUGAAGGGGAGGAGAC
Molecule: messenger RNA, 2851 nt
Organism: Oncorhynchus gorbuscha (pink salmon)
Lineage: Eukaryota; Metazoa; Chordata; Actinopteri; Salmoniformes; Salmonidae
Exons: 6
Coding region: 8-1678 (556 amino acids)
Biological process (GO): metaphase chromosome alignment; mitotic cell cycle; regulation of G2/M transition of mitotic cell cycle
Cellular component (GO): nucleus; chromosome, centromeric region; spindle pole
Molecular function (GO): dynein complex binding; microtubule binding
Source: RefSeq, a predicted model, not a curated record